GAGCAUGAUGCGCUGGCUGGCUGACACAACCUUCGCUCCAUGGGCUUUGGAAGGGGCUGGCUCUGGAGGGUUGGGCUCCUAGCCUGAGGGAGAGGAGGAAAGGGAGAGGCGCUUUGCCCAGGAGAGGAAGAUGCUGCUGUUGUGGCUUGUGGCGGCCCUCCUGGCUCUCUCGCAAUGUGCACAGGCAGAAACAUACACGUCCAUGCUGAGCAUCCAGGAGGCGCUGGCAACUGAGAGAGAGCUCCUUCGCGUCUUGCACACCUACCUCGAAGAGGAGGCCAACAGGCUCAAGGACCUCAGGAGGCGGGAGAAGACAUACACGCGUAUUUCCAGGUGUUUGAGCAGGUUUGCCGAGACCAGGAUUUGGAACAGCGCUACUGGAUGCAUGUUCUCCACGCUCAAGAGAAUGGAGAGCUACAGGAACGAGCAUUUUACCCCAGGAACACGCAGACUACCCGGAUUUCCUGAAAUUGGUGGGACUGAUCCUUCCCUUGCUCAGACACGAUUCUGUUGCGCUCCGGGGAAGCCUCUGCUCGAAAAGAUGGCCAGGGUUCAGCUUGGCUCUGGGAAGGUGGCUCUUUUCAGCCAGAAGAAACGUGGGGGCCUCACCUACCGCAUCCCAGCUCUGCUGUACCUGCCCUCCGAGUCCACUUUCCUGGCAUUUGCAGAGGAGCGCUCAUCGCCCAGAGACGAAGAUGCGAAGUUCCUGGUGAUGAGGCGAGGGCAGAAGGAAGGGACGUCUGUCCAGUGGGGUCCUCAGGAAACCCUAAUGAUGGCGACUUCCGGGAAGGGUGACUUAGCCUGUGCCUGCUUUUGAGACGGGCUCCUGCCUCAAAAGAAGCUUAUUCAGAUAUAUCAGUCAGAUUUUUUUUUUUUUGACUGAUUAAACUUCUCCCGGGUAGGGAGAA
This is a messenger RNA of Rhineura floridana, 908 nucleotides long. RefSeq lists its product as uncharacterized. The record is from RefSeq and is a predicted model, not a curated record. Gene Ontology annotation, cellular component: lysosome; membrane; cytoplasm. Bases 131 to 817 code for a protein of 228 amino acids. The transcript has 5 exons. Gene Ontology annotation, molecular function: exo-alpha-sialidase activity. Lineage: Eukaryota; Metazoa; Chordata; Lepidosauria; Squamata; Rhineuridae. Gene Ontology annotation, biological process: oligosaccharide catabolic process; ganglioside catabolic process.